AUGACGGGCGUCCACAAGAUAGAAGCGGGCGCAAGCUCCUCUGCCCCUCCCCCGCCCUCGCGACAUAGCGAUAUGAACCUCGACGUAACCGACAGCCAGGAAGUCCCCGAUGCCCUCGUCUCUGAUGGCUUCAGUUUGCCCUCCCUGGAGACAGACAACCAAGCUCCUCCCGCUUAUGGCGACCUUCCCAACCAGCUGCAGUUCAGCCAGGCGGGCUUCGAAGCCGGCGCAAAUGUCACUGGGGACGGUCGAGUAAACAUCAACAUCAACCAGAGCGGCAACCGCCUUGCAGAGAUCCUCGCCCCGACGUUACGAAGCCAGCUCCUCGCUGACAAGCGCCCCCAGGGCCCCCUCCCGCCCGCCUACACCCCCCCGAGCCUCGGAGGUCAACCGGGCCAGACCCCCCCGCCGCAACUCAACCUCGUCAUACAAAUCGUUGGCUCCCGCGGCGACGUUCAGCCCUUUGUCGCCCUCGGUAAGGUUCUCAAGGACACGUACGGUCAUCGCGUGCGCAUAGCCACGCAUGCAACGUUCCAAAAGUUUGUCGAGGAGAAUGGUCUCGAAUUCUUCUGCAUCGGCGGCGACCCCGCCGAGCUCAUGGCUUUCAUGGUCAAAAACCCCGGGCUGAUGCCCGGCUUUGACACCCUCAAGAGUGGCGAGGUCAGCAAGCGCCGGAGGGGCAUUCAAGAGAUCCUUCUCGGGUGCUGGCGGUCGUGUAUCGAGGCUGGCGACGGGCUGGGGCCACCGCCCAAGCCUCAUGCCAGGAAUCAGCCUUUGGAUGAGAAUUAUGGGAUACCCGGAGACCCGAACCAUAAGCCGUUCGUGGCGGAUGCGAUUAUUGCGAACCCUCCGAGUUUUGCGCACAUCCACAUUGCCGAGAAGAUGGGCAUUCCGCUGCAUCUGAUGUUUACUAUGCCGUGGACGCCAACCCGGGCUUUCCCACACCCUUUGGCCAACAUCCAGUCGACAAAUACCGAUGCCGUCAUGACCAACUACGUUUCGUACGCGUUGGUCGAGAUGAUGACCUGGCAGGGUCUAGGCGACGUCAUUAAUCGAUUCAGAGAGAAGGCGCUUGACUUGGAGCCCAUGUCGCUGAUAUGGGCUCCUGGUGUGUUGACGAGGCUUCGGAUUCCUUACACGUACUGCUGGUCGCCGGCGCUGAUUCCGAAGCCGAACGACUGGGGCCGUGAGAUUGAUAUCUCCGGGUUCUACUUCCUGAAUUUGGCAUCGGCAUUUACCCCCGAACCUGAACUGGCUGCCUUUCUAGCCGCUGGACCUCCUCCCGUUUACAUUGGUUUCGGCUCCAUUGUGGUUGACGACCCCAAUGCCCUAACCAGAACGAUCUUCGAUGCCGUUCAUCGGACCGGCGUUCGGGCGCUGGUGUCCAAGGGCUGGGGCGGUCUCGGUGCCGAGGAUGUAGGACUUCCUCCAAGCGUCUUCAUGCUGGGUAACGUACCGCACGACUGGCUGUUCAAGCAUGUGUCGGCUGUUUGCCAUCACGGCGGCGCUGGUACAACUGCUGCUGGUAUUCAAGCUGGCAAGCCUACCAUCAUCGUACCGUUUUUUGGUGAUCAGCCGUUCUGGGGAGCCAUGGUUUCGAAGGCCGGCGCUGGGCCGGAUCCGAUUCCUUACAAGGAGCUUAGCGGAGACAAGCUCGCCGAAGCCAUCAACUUCGCGAUCAGGCCCGAGACUCAAGCCAGGGCACAAGAGCUUGGACAGAAGAUCCGCGAGGAGAAGGGAACUGAUUUGGGCGGGAAGAGCUUCCACGACCAUUUGAAUACUGAUGAGCUCAGAUGUUCCAUUGAGCCCAGCCGAGCGGCCGCUUGGCGUGUAAGGCGGACAAAGGUCAAACUGAGUCCCAUGGCUGCUGCCGUUCUUGUCGAUAACGGACUCAUCAAGUACUCUGACCUCAAGCUCUACCGACCCAAGGAGUACAUAACAGAAGGUCAACCGUGGGAUCCUGUGUCCGCGGUGGCAACCUCGCUCGUGGCGGACCUUAGCAACAUCGGCAUGGCUGUUGCCGACUUCCCCCGAGAGUUGUUCAAAGCCAGAAGCAAAGGAGACAAGACCCCGGACCCCCCCACGACCCCGUCUCUUCCGGGGGGCGCACCUGGAAAGAAACCCUUCCAAGGAAGUGAUAGCGGGUCUCUUGCGCCGAGCACGCGCGCUUCAGAAUCGUCUACACAACUAGGCCUUAUAGAAGCGGGCGGCUCUACGCCGACGCUUCCGCUCUCUCCGCAGCCCGAUACAGAGUCCUUGGCACAAUCGUAUAAAACGUCGGCGGCACCGUCUAUGGUGUUUAGCCCAGUAGAGACGGCUUCGAUUGCUCCGAGCGAGACAGCACCGUCGGAAAACCUGUCGACGGCGCAGCCCGGGAGGCCACCCAAUAGCCCCGGAAAGCGGUCUUUCAGUGAGUCCUCGCCCGUGGCUGUUGACGCAGCUGUGGCAGCUGGCACCAGCGUCAGUCGCAUUGUCACCACCGGUGUGAAAACGCCAAUGAAUGUCUGUCUCGGCCUCGCCAGAGGUUUCCGAAACGCCCCCCGCUUGUAUAACGACGACACUGUCCGCCCUCCCGAGAAGGUGACAGACUUUUCUAGCGGCGUCAAGGUUGCGGCAAAGGAAUUCGGCUACGGCAUGUUUGACGGUAUCGGCGGAUUGGUGACGCAGCCCCUGAAGGGCGCCGAGAAGGAAGGUGUUCCUGGCCUUAUCAAAGGCUUCGGCAAGGGUAUUGGCGGCUUGAUCUUCAAGCCCGCCUCUGCUGUAUGGUCGGUUCCGGCAUAUACCAUGCAAGGUGUUCAUGCAACACUUCGCAAUGCAUUCUCCACCAGCGUCCAGAAUUACAUCAUUGCAUCCCGCAUGAAACAGGGGCAGAUGGACAUGGAGGCUGCUGGUAUUGCGGAGCGCGAAGAUGUCAUUGCCCGUUGGAACAGCGUCAAAUUUGACUUGAAGAAUUUCCAAGCCAUGAAGAUCAAGGAACAGCGCGAGAAGCAAAGAACCGACGGAGGCCCCUAUAUACAAAGCCAGCCCGAGAAAAGCCUCACGCCUCCGGUCACAGGCUGGUCGCAUACUCGGAAAUUGACAUUCGAGGAGAGAAAACAGCUGCACGCCCGCAAAGAGGCGUGGAAAAAGGGACAUGUCGAGGCCAUUGUACCUCCAUCAAGAUCUGAUUCCUCGUUCGCCGAGAGCAGCACAGCCAGUGUUGUCGAAGAUGAAGAGUUUGAGCGGGCUAUUCGCGCAUCUGUCGCAGAGACCUCUCGUGGCAACUCGCAAGAAGACGCGGCUGUUGAGCAAGCGAUCAGAGCAAGCAUCAACCACUUCCGCAGCAGCGGCACUGGGAUCCCGGACGUGGUACCCGAGAAGCCCAUGUCGUUCGACAGAGACGCGAAGCACUGGGACCAGGACCCGUUUUCAAGCGCCGAGCUGCAAAUCACGGACGAAGAGUACCAACGACUCGUCGAGCAGGCGAUCCAGCAAAGCAUGUCUUUGCAAGCUGCCGGCGUGCACCCGGAACAAGGCUCGCACGGGGACGACAAAGAGUUCCGACGCGCCCUCGAGCAGUCCAGGAUCGCUCAACAUUCGGGACACGAGGAAGAUGAGGAGCUAAAGCGCAUCCUGGAAGAAUCGAAGCGUCACGAGACCGAGGGAACGGCAGAUGACGAAGAGGAACUGAGAAGGGCGAUCGAGGCCUCCGAAGCCGAGCACCGGGAGCAGCUGAGCAAGGCUGCGGCGGCGAAGUCGGAGGAAGAGGUUGUGAUGGAGUAUGUGAAGAAGCAGAGCCUGGCCGAGGAGGAGUAUCGGAGGAACGCGUUGAAGGGAAAGGCGCGCAAGGUCGCGGACGAUGAAGACGACGACGAAGACCUCAAGAGGGCGAUGGAGGAGAGCCUGAAGCUGAGCGGUAGGUCGGGACAGUCGAGCUCUUUUCAGUGA
Messenger RNA from Colletotrichum graminicola M1.001, 3927 nucleotides. Its product is annotated as glycosyltransferase family 28 domain-containing protein. The transcript has 4 exons. NCBI's taxonomy places the organism in Eukaryota, Fungi, Ascomycota, Sordariomycetes, Glomerellales, Glomerellaceae. Bases 1 to 3927 code for a protein of 1308 amino acids. Gene Ontology annotation, molecular function: hexosyltransferase activity; UDP-glycosyltransferase activity. The record is from RefSeq and is a predicted model, not a curated record. Gene Ontology annotation, biological process: carbohydrate metabolic process.